CUAAAAAUUAAAUAAAAAUAAAACUCAUUUUCUUUCUCGUCUCCCCCUCUCCUCGCGCUCUGAAACUCUUUUUGAUUCAAUUUGCUUUACAGCACAGGGAGCAGCAGUAGCGUGUGAUCGGGAUGAUGGGGAGCUCCCCGGAGACGUCCCCUCCCCCGGGCUUCGAAAUCCUCGACCCUUCUCCUCCGCCGCCUCCGCCUCCGCCUCCGCCUCCGCCUCCGCCUCCUCUCCCGGAAAUGGGUCAAAUGGUCUGCGGAAGCUGUCGCGAGCUUGUUUCUUAUCCGAAAGGCGCUGUUCACGUUCAGUGCGCCUGCUGUCGAGCAGUAAACUUCGUUUUAGAAGCACAUCAGGUCGGUAACAUAAAGUGCGGGAAAUGUUCCUUGCUAUUGAUGUACCCGUAUGGAGCUCCGGCAGUUCGGUGUUCCUCCUGCUAUCACGUAACUGAAAUCGGAGUAGCACACAAUAGUUGGCCCUCGCUCUCCGGUCAGCAGGGUCAAACAGCCCCAGUAUCUUAGAAUCCUAUUCACUCUCAACUAGCAGAGACUAACUCUUAUGUGAUCUGAGUCUCUUCCUUCAUUUUCGGCUGGAGUUGUAAAGCUGCGAUGUAUCCGCGCGUACGCCCUACACGAAGCCAGCAGUGAGUAAAUUGUAGAGGCGACAAUCGAGAAAGCGGCAAAAAUGACCGACAUGGCUUACCUGGAGCACAACGAUUCCUACACCGCCACAUACACAACCAGGUAUGAGAUGUCUUAUUCGAACACUCGGUGGAAGAUAACAGAGGGAGCAAUCCUGAGAUCAUAGAUUACAACUGUUCUUUUUCUGUAAAUAAUAAUCCUAUUAGUUAUUAAAAUAUGCAUCUGCUUUGUUGUGGUCAAAGUUCCCAAGCCAAACCGAUCACUAUCCAAUAUUUAGAGUUUUAUCCUCAAAUGAUAUAAUGGUUUGUUGUCUAUUAGUGAACUGAUGUUGUGUUGCAGUUCUGUUUAUAGUGCUUUCUGUAAGAUUCAGUUGGUA
This is a messenger RNA of Ananas comosus (pineapple), 1011 nucleotides long. RefSeq names its product protein LOL2. The coding region runs from base 123 to 515 and encodes 130 amino acids. The transcript has 5 exons. NCBI's taxonomy places the organism in Eukaryota, Viridiplantae, Streptophyta, Magnoliopsida, Poales, Bromeliaceae. The record is from RefSeq and is a predicted model, not a curated record.